This is a messenger RNA of Corticium candelabrum, 937 nucleotides long. Its product is annotated as U11/U12 small nuclear ribonucleoprotein 35 kDa protein-like. Gene Ontology annotation, biological process: mRNA splicing, via spliceosome. Gene Ontology annotation, molecular function: snRNA binding; mRNA binding. NCBI's taxonomy places the organism in Eukaryota, Metazoa, Porifera, Homoscleromorpha, Homosclerophorida, Plakinidae. Gene Ontology annotation, cellular component: U12-type spliceosomal complex; precatalytic spliceosome. Bases 28 to 822 code for a protein of 264 amino acids. The record is from RefSeq and is a predicted model, not a curated record. The transcript is spliced from 7 exons.
UACGGGACACAGAAAGUAGCGUGCGUUAUGGAUGAAUGGAGUCCUCUUGCGAAGAUCUACGAUCCUCUGAAAUGUGGUAGCAUCGAUGGCACCGAUACAGUACCACAUGACAAAGCAGUUAUUAGAGCUAUGAAUGCCAAAUAUAAGCCAAACGAAAAAGUUGUUGGAGAUCCGCUUUGUACAGUAUUUGUGGCAAGACUGGACAGAGACACUACUGAGGAAACAAUUCAAAUUUUUUUUGAGAAAUAUGGCAAGAUAAAAAGAUUUCGACUUGUGAGAGAUAUAGUCACAGGACUGUCUAGAGGGUAUGCUUUCUUUGAGUAUGAACAACAGUCAAGUGCAAAGACUGCUUAUCGUGAUGCCAACAAAGCUGUCAUUGAUGGAAGAGAGAUCUUUGUAGAUUUUGAGUGUGAGCGAACACUGCGUGGCUGGAUUCCAAGACGCCUAGGUGGUGGCUUUGGUGGCAAGAAAGAAUCAGGUCAGUUGCGGUUUGGAGGAAGAGACAGACCAUUCAGGAAACCUAUAAUAGUUGGUGAGCCAAGGAGGAUAUUUGGUCAAGUGUAUAAAGGGCAGAGGCGAGGCCUGACACAUCUGGACAACUAUGACAGAUAUAGUGAAAGAGACACAAGGUACAAUCAUAACUUCAGGGCUAGAAGAUCAUCAAGUCGAGAGAGAGCAAGGCGUGAUUCUCAUCAUCAUCGAGUAACAAGAUCAAGGUCUCGGACUCCAAGACGAAACAAAAAGGUGAAACACAAGAAACAUGACAGUGAUGAGCACCAACAUCAUCACAAACAUAAGCACCACCACAAGCACAACAGGUGACGUACACAGAUAAUCCAAAAUAUACAGUAAUAUAAUUGCAACUUUAAAGUGCAAUUAUUGAAUAAUACAUGUACUAUAUUGUUCAGCUAUUAAAUAAAUAAUAAAUUGCUUCUAA